This is a messenger RNA of Budorcas taxicolor (takin), 2907 nucleotides long. RefSeq names its product cyclin Y like 1 (gene CCNYL1). The record is from RefSeq and is a predicted model, not a curated record. Gene Ontology annotation, cellular component: plasma membrane. Lineage: Eukaryota; Metazoa; Chordata; Mammalia; Artiodactyla; Bovidae. The transcript has 10 exons. The coding region runs from base 1 to 1092 and encodes 363 amino acids. Gene Ontology annotation, biological process: regulation of cyclin-dependent protein serine/threonine kinase activity; regulation of canonical Wnt signaling pathway. Gene Ontology annotation, molecular function: cyclin-dependent protein serine/threonine kinase activator activity; protein kinase binding.
AUGGGGAACACGCUGACCUGUUGCGUGUCCCCCAAUGCCAGCCCCAAGUUGGGCCGGCGCGCGGGGCCGGCGGAGCCAGACUACGAGUCUGAGGUUCACGAGGCGGCGGCCGGAGACGCGGUGGCAGUAGCACCGGCGCCGGCUGCCGUGGAACCCACCGAGUUGGAUUUCGGAGCGGGUGAAGGCCACCACCUGCAGCACAUCAGCGACCGGGAGAUGCCCGAAGACUUAGCUUUGGAAUCAAACCCAUCUGACCACCCAAGGGCAAGCACAAUUUUCCUGAGCAAAUCUCAAACGGACGUGCGAGAAAAGAGGAAGAGCAACCAUUUAAACCAUGUAUCUCCAGGGCAGCUUACUAAAAAGUAUAGCUCAUGCUCAACCAUAUUUCUAGAUGACAGCACAGUCAGCCAGCCUAAUCUUAGAACCACAAUAAAAUGUGUGACCUUAGCAAUAUAUUACCACAUAAAGAACAGAGAUGCCAAUAGAUCCUUGGAUAUUUUUGAUGAGAGAUCACAUCCACUCACACGAGAGAAGGUUCCAGAGGAGUACUUUAAGCAUGACCCUGAACACAAGUUCAUUUACAGAUUUGUUCGUACUCUUUUCAGUGCUGCACAACUGACUGCCGAAUGUGCAAUAGUGACUUUGGUUUACUUAGAAAGGCUUUUAACUUAUGCUGAGAUCGACAUUUGCCCCACUAACUGGAAAAGAAUUGUUUUGGGAGCCAUUCUUCUUGCCUCCAAGGUUUGGGACGAUCAGGCUGUUUGGAAUGUGGACUACUGCCAGAUCCUCAAGGACAUUACAGUUGAGGACAUGAAUGAGAUGGAAAGGCACUUUCUGGAGCUCCUUCAGUUUAAUAUUAACGUUCCCGCCAGUGUUUAUGCCAAAUACUACUUUGACCUUCGCUCCUUAGCAGAUGACAACAACCUGAAUUUUCUAUUUGCUCCUCUUAGCAAAGAAAGAGCACAGAACCUAGAGGCCAUCUCCAGAUUGUGUGAAGACAAAUACAAAGACUUAUGCAGAGUUGCUGUGAGAAGGUCUUUCAGCGCUGAUAAUUUCAUUGGUAUUCAGCGCUCCAACGCCAUCCUCUCAUAAACAGAGAGAGGUGAGGGGUUGUAACAUCAUGAACCCCUUGUAACAAUGACUGGAGAAAUACCACCUCUCCUACUCAGAAACCAGCAAAGUUAGUAUUUCACCUAACAGAAAGACACUGAAUUCAAGAGACUCACGGACAGCAAAGAUUAUGGUCAUAGGAAAAAACUGGACCUUGUCAAUGCAACACACUCUUCUGUCCUUUCUAAUGUAAACAGAGUUACAAAAACCACUCCAAAGCUAAAAGCUCCCAACCCACCCACAGAUAUUUGCUUACUAUGUAGGCCGAUAACUGUGAACUAUGUGAGGGUUUUUUUUUAAUAGUUUAAAUUUUUAGACUUUAAAGACACUAACUAUAGAACUUUUACUUUUUCCUAUUUUUCUUGCCCAUAUUGCUGCAUAUUCCUUUAGAAUCAAUGCAGUAUUACUAUUCAAACAUGGGACUCCUAACAACUCAUAAAGCCACCUAGGAACAGACUGUUGUAGCAUUGUUAGGUUUUGAAGGAUUCUUCCUCCCUACUAUUUCAUUGAAGCUGCUAGUCAUUUUUGGCAAUCAGUUUAAACCAAAAAGCUGCUGAAUAACACUUGUCAUUCAGAUUUUUUGCAAGCACUACUUAUUAGCAUAUUAGCAUGUUUGGGAUCAUAAGCAGAAAGUAUGUUGUUACCUACAUCUAUUGGGUCCGUGCUGCGUUUCUUAACUCUAAUGGUGCUUCUCAUUUUCUGAUGAUUUUCCUCUUUGUUAAAUACUUGUAUCAAAGGAUAUUUUCAUAAUUCCAGCCAACCUGUUAGCCCAGGAAUAAGCAGAUAGUGAAAUAGAAGGUGUCCCGAAAGUCUUGGUGCAAUUUUAAGCUUUAAUACAGUGUGCUUGGAUGCUCCAAGACACUGCUGCAGAAGUAUAAAUGCUACAGACACAAAACAUCACUUGAAAGUGUACUUGAAUUUCUUCUAAACUCAUUUAAUUUUGUAAAUCUUAGAUGUUAAGCUUUUGAUUUUAAUUUUUUGUUUCAGCCCCUCUUGACGAUGGCAAACAAUGGGCUGAAACAAAAAAUUAAAAUUAAGAGCUUAAUGUUUAAAAUUUACAAAACAAUGAAUUUAGAAGAAAUUCAAGUAAACUCUCAGGUGAUGUUUUAUAAGUUUGUAGCAUUUAUACUUCUACAAGUAUCAGAGCUUCAAAUUGCACAGAGACUUCAGGAGGAUAUCUUGUAUCUUUAUAGACCUGGCCGCCUCUUUUUAAAAUAGUCCUUUGCCUGGCUGGGCUGUUUCUCUGCUUGAGCACCUAAGUUUCUUUUUUCUAGGUUUGGUAAAGGAAUUGUGAACAGUAGCAUUAAUUCUCCUGUAAUAAAUUGGAAGGAAUUGGACCCUAAUAGUAGUGAUAGGAAAGUGAGUGAUGUGAAACAGCGUUUCUAUGCUGUGUGUUGACCUGGCUGUAGGUGUGUUCUGUUACUUGAGGAAAGAUAAAUCUUAGGAACCCUUACCUCAGGCUGUUUAAAACACAGGGUACCACUUAGCCACCAGGAAGCCCAUUUAAAAGACAGGGAGGUCCAGUAAUCAGUCUUUUAGGAAAUUGGUAAUGAUGUCACCUAAACUUGAAACAUUAAAAGAAAAAAAAAAGUGUUCUCAGCUAUGUAAAGUCUUUCUCCUCCCACCUUCUCAAAUGUAAUCCUAGGAAUUUUGCCUGUAAACAAAGCAUUUCUGGGCCAGAAAUACUUUCUCUCUUUAUAGCAAGGCUUUGCAUUAUAUUGAGUGCCACAGGUUCCAUCAUUUUUAAAGGACAGAGACAUAAAUGAUAAAUAAUGGAUAUAAAAUAUUACAAUCUAC